This is a messenger RNA of Sphaerulina musiva SO2202, 1071 nucleotides long. Its product is annotated as HAD-superfamily hydrolase. The record is from RefSeq and is a predicted model, not a curated record. Bases 154 to 903 code for a protein of 249 amino acids. The transcript is spliced from 3 exons. Lineage: Eukaryota; Fungi; Ascomycota; Dothideomycetes; Mycosphaerellales; Mycosphaerellaceae.
CUUCCUUCCUGCUACCACAAUUUCUGUCCUGGCCCUGCUGGACAGCUAAGUUGAUAUACUACACGCAAUCAGCCACUACAGCGCUUUUUAUCCAAAUAUUCAGCUGCCUCCCGUCGUCUUCGACUUCGACUAAAGACACCUCAAGCAGCAGAGAUGGGCAAAGUCAAGUACAUUCUCCUCGACUGCGACAAUACCCUCUGCCAGUCAGAGCGUUUGGCAUUCGAGGCAUGUGCCGAUCUCACCAACGAGGUGCUCAAGAAAUAUGACAUCGAUGCCACCUACACCACCGAGAGUCUUCUCGAAGAUUUCGUUGGAAACAACUUCCGGAACAUGCUCAUCGGCCUCCAGAAAAAGCACAACUUCAGCAUGUCACAGGCCGACAUGGAGAAGUACGUUGACAUGGAGCUCGAUCGUGUCACAGCCAAGCUCGCUGAGAAGGCUGUCGAAUGUCCAGGCGUGACUGAGCAGCUGGAGUGGGCCAAAGCUCAAGGCUACCCGAUGUCUGUCGUGUCAACUUCGGCCAAACCGCGUGUGGUUGCAUCGCUGAAGAAGUGUAAUUUGAUGAGGUUCUUCACGGACGAGCACGUCUACUCCGCAGCCACUUCCAUGCCAGACGGGCCAUCGUCCAAGCCAGAUCCCAAGAUUUAUCUGUACGCCUGUGAGCAGCUGGGCGUCAAGCCAGAAGAAACACUCACAGUCGAGGACUCAAAGUCGGGUGCGACUGCUGCCAUGCGUGCUGGUAUUCCACUGAUUGGAUACGUUGGCAUCUAUGGCCUCGAAGAGGGCAAGGAGAAGGAAGCGCAGAUGGUGAAGACUUUGACCGAGGUCACUAAGGCAGACUUCAUCAUGCACGACUGGAAAGAGUUUCCGGAAGCAGUCAAGAAGAUUGAGGCGAAGAUGUAAGGUCAAGGAAGAAGCCUCACAGGGAAAUGUGACCAUUUCUCGGCGUACUGGUGUAAUAGGCCAUGCUGCACAGGUGUAGAUAUAGAUGCACAGACAGGAGCAUGCACGCUGCACUCUUGCUUUUCAUACUUGUUCAACAUCUUUUAUCUUGCCGUUACAUCAAGCUCA